Messenger RNA from Loa loa (African eye worm), 498 nucleotides. RefSeq lists its product as hypothetical. Gene Ontology annotation, molecular function: peptidase activity. Lineage: Eukaryota; Metazoa; Nematoda; Chromadorea; Rhabditida; Onchocercidae. The record is from RefSeq and is a predicted model, not a curated record. The transcript is spliced from 3 exons. Gene Ontology annotation, biological process: proteolysis. Bases 1 to 498 code for a protein of 165 amino acids.
AUGGCAAAGAUGCGAAAACCAUCAUUGCAUCGAAAAAUCCUCACUAUCAGUGAGCAGCGAGAGCCAUCCAGAAAGGUAUUGACUUUCUCACUCAUUAACCGGAUUUUGCACUGCCGUCUUCCAAGUGCAUUUCUAGUGUAUGGAUUGGAACCGGAUUACAUUCGGGAAGGUGGUAGUAUACCAGUCAUCAUAGUAUUUCAAGAAAUGACCAGAAGCAGCGUGGUUUUAUUGCCCAUCGGAUCAUCAGAUGAUAUCGCCCACUCACAAAACGGCAAAUUGUUUCGAAUCCUGCAACGAAGGAUUAAUCUGCCGACAACUUGCUUAGGAGAAAGCGGAAAAACAGUACACUGCGCGUUUGAAGGGAGUAAGAAGGAGAAUACCUAUGUACCUACCGGUCCGGUUAAAUCUCCAAAAUGGUGUGUAUACUUUCUAAAACUGGCCAGUCGAAAACGGAAAUGUAUAGACCGGGAGGAAGGAGCCCGGCAAAAGCACUGGUAA